Spodoptera frugiperda (fall armyworm) is the source of this 1253-nucleotide messenger RNA. RefSeq lists its product as uncharacterized. The record is from RefSeq and is a predicted model, not a curated record. The coding region runs from base 39 to 1148 and encodes 369 amino acids. Lineage: Eukaryota; Metazoa; Arthropoda; Insecta; Lepidoptera; Noctuidae. The transcript has 3 exons.
ACUGACACUGUCAUGAUCGACGGUCAUGUCACGAGACGAUGUUACGACUUCUUUAUUUACUAAGUUUGGUAAUAUGUAUCGAAUUAUCCUUUUGUUAUAACUAUUUGGAUGACGCCGCAGAACGCCAUGGUCACAGAGUAGGCCGGUAUGCCAGAAGAGACCGUGUCAGAAGGGCCAAAAGACCAAAGGAACGGAAGAGCCUCAUCCGUCAUGAGUACGACUAUGACAGAAGUCCGGUGGAGUUUGAUGUGGCCAGUUUCAUACAACCUGAUGAUGAGCUGGUCGAAGAAGAUGGCAUACCGAUGAGGCAAAGGAGCAAUAAACGAAGAACUUCAAAGAAUUACGAGUACGGCUCCUUGAUGGGUCUGAAUGUAGACGACAAGAAACGGGAGCGGAGUUCAGACUAUAUGAACAUGAAUGACGCUCCUCCAGAAUUGAAUUUUAAUCCUCAACUUUUCAAGGACACAAAUUCUCUUUCCCUCAACCAAAAACAACUCAAUUACAACGGGUUAGAUGAUCUCCGGGGUGAGAAGUUUGGACAUGAAAAAUUCCGGAACAUUUACAAAGAUGAAUUGUUGAUGGACCAAAAUAUUGUCCACAGCCAUGAAAAGAAGUGCACCUUAAAAAAUAUAAAGUUCCCGUUUUUUUCCCAUAACAAAUCUGAACCCUUGAAGCCAAAGAAAAACAAAAAGAGAAAGCUAUUCUGUUUCAAUUGUCCUAAAAAGGGCUCAAAGUAUCCGGACGAGACGAAGAUGGGUGACGAGAUAAAAAUGGGUGACGAUGUAUUUGGUCACUAUAAGAUUAAAAGAUCGUUCGAAGACAGGCUAUGUCCAGUAUGCAAGAAGAAAUUCAUGGUCAGCUUGCAACAAAAUGAGAGACGCAAGAAGGCUUCCAGAAGAAUGCUACACAACAGCAGACAAUACUACCAAAACAUAUCGCCUGUAGCAAAAUCAAAAGAGAAUAAAAAGAUGUUUAGAAGACAUAAUGUAGGAUAUACUCACGGAACUCCAGACACUACUAGGAGCAAGAGAGAAGAUGCGAGAGACAGACAGUUGAAAGAGUUGGAGGAAGUCCAGAGGAAGAUAGACAACGUGGAGAUUAACAUUCCUAAUUUUGAGAAACCGGCUGAGAAGAGCCCGUACAAGUAAGACAGGUUAAGGUAUUUUAUUAUUAAUAUUAAAUUUAAGUUUCUUUAUUAAUGUCUGUUUUAGACUAGUUGUACUGUAUGUUGUAAUAAAAGUUAUUUCAGUCUC